AUGCACUCGUUAGCCGCGUUGGCCGGGGUGUUGGCGUUGCUUCUCGCCAGGCUCCAGACAGGAUGUGGCUCCCCUAAUGUGGCGGGACCAUUGGCAGCGGUGGAUGGGGCUACGCCGGAGCAGGGGCUGGGGCUGGUGGAGGAGACCCAGGUGACCCACUGUCCGUCCUGUGUGCUGGCCCAGAUGAGGAGGGGUUAUGACCCGGUCCCUCCUGGAUUUGAGUCAGCAUCUGAAUCUGCAUCUUUGACUUUGGCUCAGACUUUGGGCCAGACGGACAUGGUUGAAGCGGUGAAGCGGCACAUCCUCAACAUGCUCCACCUGAGUGCACGGCCCAAUGUCACGCACCCGGUGCCGCGCGCUGCCCUGCUCAACGCCAUCAAGAAACUACACGUGGGACGCGUGGGCGAGGACGGCAGCGUGGAGAUCCAGGAGGAGGGACUGGGGGGCGCUGGCCAUGAGGGGGUGGCACUGCCCGAGCCGCCCUCUGAGAUCAUCACCUUUGCCGAGCCAGGUGAGUCAGCCAUUUUGUGUGCCUCUGUGUGUGUGUUUGUGUGGUUAGCACUUACAGUAAUAACAUGAAUUACUUUCUUGAUUUGUUUGGUUCAUUUAAUGAAGCACCACUCGGCACCAUUAAGUACCAGCUUGUUAUCACUUAUGUUGAAUCCUUUGUAAUAGUACCUGAAAGUACUCACUGUUAUCACAUAAUUAUUUCCUAAUAAAUAACAGGUAAACCAGUGGAAACAGUAGUUUAAAACGGCAGUGCAGUCCCAAAAAAAUGCAAUCUUUUUAAAUGAUAUUUUCACACUGAGGUCGAAAUAACACUCUGAAAUUGUGAAAAUUAUGAUGAGACCCUUUUAGUUUAAUUUCAGCCUGUUUGAUGGAAUUAUUCACAAUCUGAUCUGAUUAUUCUGACCAAUGACCAGUCAUCUUUUAUUUGCAUAUGUAUCCUCCUACUUUGAAGGUCUAAGCUGGGUGUGUAUGUAAAUAUAUUUACAUUUGUAUCAUCAUGAUCAGACUGAGCAUUUCCAUGAAAUAAGUUAUUUUCAUGAAAUAAACACACACAGGGAUUUAUUAGACAUACAGUGAUGAUUUAAAAAUGAAAUUUAAAAGACUGCGAGGGGGCUUUAACAUAACGUGCUACCUGCAUGUGUAAAAUAUGUGGCUGCCUGGGUUUGGGACUGUAAAUGUUUCAAUAUUGACGUGUGUCUGUGGUGCUUAAGGCUUUCUCUGAGAGGAUUCCUUCGAACUUGUAGUCAACACGGCUUAGAUUAAACUAUUGACGUCCCUUUGCAGCUUCUUCGUUCGGGGGUUAUGCACACCCACUACCCACGUGCCUUGGCAUCCUUAGCUAGCACGAGUUACCCACGCUUAAGCGAGUGUCGACUGCGGCUUUUGACUCCGAUGAUUUCAGUGUGUACUCAGCUGCUAGAGAGCACUUAAGGAUUUUACAAAAUAUGUUUGCCAGGUCGUCAUUGGAAAUAAGAAUUUGUUCUUAGCCGGCUUGCCGGGUUAAAUAAAGGUUACAUGAAAUGUUAGUAUGAGAUUAAGAACAAGGAAUUGUAAAUUAUGUGACAUGCCAGAUGUGUAUAAAUGUAGUUGAAGAUGGAUUAUAAUUCAUGACUCAAUUAAUAUUCGGAGUAUUAGUAUGUGCAUGCGUCUGUCUGUUCCUCCAUCCUCCUCUCUUGGAGUGAGUGUGUAUGUGUGCGGGCACAUCAACGGUAACAAUUCAUUUCUCCAUAGCCAUAUCCAGGAAAAUCAUAUGCAUUUCUCCGCUGUAGGUCUUGCCGAUUUAAACAGGGUAGCGACUUGGGUCACACUUUAUUAGUAUAGUCCCAUAUAGAUGAUCUACAGAUGGUCAUACUAUCAACAAACAAUCUGUUGAUAAGCAACUCCUUGCUAAGGUUAAGGUUAGAAUAAUGGCACCUUAUAUCGAUGCAGAAAACUUCACUGUACAUCUGUAUCCUAAUGUAUAUGUGUUCAGCGCGUAGGAACUGAAAGUUUACAAGUUUUUGCAUUUCAGGCCUCGGUUUUCAGCAUUUUACAGCAACGGGUCAACCACUUGAUUGAGAUACGUCAACCACGUUCACAUCUAUUGUUGGGAAUUUUCAUAUUCAGGUGUGAAGUGGAUGAAUCAGAGAUGAGAUCAGACAAUGAUGCGAAAACAACAAUAGGAAAGGUUUAAUGCAUCGGAACUAUGAACAUGUAUCCCCUCCACGUGCAACAGCGUGCUCUCAAGCGCUGCACGCCACCCCAACGAGGGGGGUGCUCCGAUUCUGGAGGCUCUCCUGAUUGCGGGCUGGCCAUUGUGUAUGGCAGCAGAGCGGCGCAACAAGCGUGUGACAAGCAUAUUCCUCUCCUGCUUGUUUGCUUACAUAAAUGUGCAUAACGGCUUGGUGCUAUAAAUAAAUGAGAGUGUGAGUCGAAGGGCCCGACCAACAUACCCGCGGGGCUCCUAACCAUACAUAAUCACUUCAUUCAUCCAAAUAUGGGCCCCAAUAAUUACUUUGGGCUGUGUGGAGGCUAUAAGUGAAGAUGGGGGGGGGGGGGGACGAGAGAGGGAGAAAGAGAGAGAGAAUAAAGAGAGAGAAAGAGGGGGGGACCAGGAGAGAGAGAGAGAGGCGCCUGCCACCUCUCACAGCGAUCAGCACUGUCUUCUCUGAAUGAAGAGUCAGGAACCAAUAACACAACAUCGUUAAUGACAUUCCAUUCUCUCUUGGAAGAUGAAGAUGCUUUUCUUUUUUUUCUUUUUUCGCUGCGCUAUCUAGCCAAAUAUAUUUAGAGGCGCUUCGCUUUCAAGCUAUUGUAUUCUCCCCGUUUUGUUUAUUCAUUCGUUCAUUACAAGUAAAAGGAAAAAGAGAUAGAGAGCCUUGCUAGGGAGGGAGGGAUUUCUGUUGUCGAAAAUGUAUAAAUAGAAUUUAGUGUUGUUGGGUUUUACUGUACAUGCAUAUUCAUAUGAGAUAUAAGUUGCUCCCUUUUCAAUAUGUUUAUGGUUAAUAAUGCCUAAUUAACAACAAAAUCCCCCAAAGCACCCCCAAAAAAUUGACAAACCUGACUGUUUUGGUGGUGACUGUGUUUUGUUUGGUUAGCUAAAGUAGGUGUCCUAUUUGUUCGUGAUAAAUUCGAUGCGAUUCCCAGGACACCACUGAGCACCAGCUAUGCACGACAAUUCCCCAAAUGGUCCUAGAACAGGUGGAAUUUUCACUUCCGUUCUCAGAACGUUUAAAAAACGUUCAGUUUUACUGGUCAGGAAAUGUAUGACUUUGUUCCUAGAACCAAUGGGAAACCAAAAACAUACGUUCCCACAACUUCCAAGGAACCAAACGUGCUAGCUGGGUAGCUAUAUACAUUUUUGAGAUGGUUAAAAUAACACUAAGUGUGUGUUUAAAAGUAUUAAACACUAAUAGUUAUAACAUUAGUAGAGAUUAUUUACUACUUGUGGUUUUGCUGUGCAGAUCCUCAUGCGCCUUUUUGAAGUGCUAUCUGAUACUGGACACUGGAAGUGCUACAGGAGAGGAUUGAACUUUAAUUUAGUGAGAUGUAAUGGAAUUCUAUACCCAGGCACAAUUGAAUUUAGUCCAGGACAAAGUAUCCAUUAUUGUGGUCACCUAAAGAUUAUUUAUCUGUUGUUAUCCUUCGUGGGAUAGAGGAGUUAGCGAGCUAACUUUGGUCAAUUCUGAGUUCAACUCGGGAUAACCGUUGACACUAAGGUGGCUCACCUUUCACCCAUGCAGGUACAUUUCUAUGGCAACAGAUCCUUCAGCUCUAACCUGCUCCUAGGCAGGCUAACUCCACUUUAUCCUGAGUGUCUGAGUUGUGCUUCCGGAGGCUUCCUUCCGGCGUUGUGCCUCUUUCCUUAGAAUAGGUCUGUGUGCAAUGUGAGAUGGGCUGGCAUAUGGGGAUGUGUGUUGGAGUUGUGUGUUGUUACGUGACGGGUUGCACACGGUUGACCUUUGGCUCAAGUGCAGCGUGGUGACAGUGGAGAGACUCUUCUCAGUAGCUCUCUGUAGACAGGCCACCACUCCUGGGUCGAUUUUAAAAUGUAGGCCUAAACAAGCGUUUCUUAUUGGACAAGUUCAGGUAGCUACUUUUCUAAAACAUUUUCUCCCUACUUGACAUGACCCAGGGCUGUGGCUUGUGGGCAACCCACAAAGGCCCUCUCGAUCCUGCAGGACUAGGAGAGAUUAAAGAAGACCGUUUGUGUUGUGGGUUAGAAUGUCCUACACGCUCUGAUUACCUCAAGUUUGUUUGAGAGUAUGAGAUUAAAGGGGAUCUGUUUUAGAAAUAACACUUUAUAAGAGCUUUCAUGAAAAAGGAUGAGUAAAUGAGUAUUUUAUUUAUAAACAUUUAUUCUAAGCAAUAUAAACAUUACAUUCAUAAGUUUGUAUAACAUUUAUUUUUAAAAAAGAGCAUUAUUAGGUGCAACUGUGAACAAUAGCCAUAUCAGACAAUGAAUACGUCCAAUUGUCUGGUGUCCAUGAGGCUGUCCUAAUAUGGACACCGUAUACGUGUCCAAUCACUGCAUCUCCAGGACUCAAUCCUACAGCUUAUUCAUGAAAGUAACUAGGAGGUUAUUACAAAAUGUAACAGGACUCACCACAACUCUCCCAUAGCCCAUUGCUUUCCAAAGUAAACAGAUACCAAAGUGACUGUGGAAGUCCGAGCCCAACUAAUCAGACAUGACAGACCCUGAACAAAUACAGUCUUGUACAAACAGAGUAUGGAGUUUGAAUAGAAUGGACUGUCCACUGUCAAUAGCAUGCAUAAUACACUAUAUAUACAAAAGUAUGUGGACACGCCUUCAACUUAGUGCAUUCGGCUAUUUCAGCCAUACCCGUUGCUGUCCGGUGUAUAAAAUCGAGCACACAACCAUGCAAUCUCCAUAGACAAACAUUGGCAGUAGAAUGGCGUUACUGAAGAGCUCAGUGACUUUCAACGUGGCACCGUCAUAGGAUUCCACCUUUCCAACAAGUCAGUUCGUCAAAUUUCUGCCCUGCUAGAGCUGCCCUGGUCAACUGUAAGUGCUGUUAUUGUGAAGUGGAAACAUCUAGGAGCAACAACGGCUCAGCCGCAAAGUGGUAGGCCACACAAGCUCAUAGAAUGGGACCACCGAGUGCUGAAGCGUGUAGCGCAUAAAAAUCGUCUGUCCUCGGUUGCAACACUCACUACCGAGUUCCAAACUUCGUUGCACAAGAACUGUUCGUCGGGAGCUUCAUGAAAUGGGUUUCAAUGGACAAGCAGCCACACACAAGCCUAAGAUCACCAUGCGCAAUGCCAAAUGUUGGCUGGAGUGAUGCAAAGCUCGCCGCCAUUGGACUCUGGAGCAGUGGAAACGCGUUCUCUGGAGGGAUGAAUCACGCUUCACCAUCUGGCAGUCCGACGGACAAAUCUAGGUUUGGUGGAUGCCAGGAAAACGCUACCUGCCCCAAUACAUAGUGCCAACUGUAAAGUUUGGUGGAGGAGGAAUAAUGGUCUGGGGCUGUUUUUCAUGGUUCGGGCAGGCCCCUUAUUUCCAGUGAAGAGAAAUCUUAACGCUAAAGCAUACAAUGUCAUUCUAGACGAUUCUGUGCUUCCAACUUUGUGGCAACAGUUUGGGGAAGGCCCUUUCCUGUUUCAGCAUGACAAUGCCCCCGUGCACAAAGUGAGUUCCAUACAGAAAUGGUUUGUGGAGAUCGGUGUGGAAGAACUUGUCUGGCCUGCACAGAGCCCUGGCCUCAACCCCAUCAAACACCUUUGGGAAGAAUUGGAACGCUGACUGCGAGCCAGGCCUAAUCGCCCAACAUCAGUGCCCGACCUCACUAAUGCUCUUGUGGCUGAAUGGAAGCAAGUCCCCGCAGCAAUGUUCCAACAUCUAGUGGAAAGCCAUCCCAGAAGAGUGGAGACUGUUAUAGCAGCAAAAAGGGGACCAACUCCAUAUUAAUGCCCAUGAUUUUAGAUUGAGAUGUUCGUCGAGCAGGUGUCCACAUACUUUUGGUCAUAGAGUGUAUCUCUCCUUUAGCCCAAAGCUCUAUUUGAUACACAGAGUAAGCAUUUGAAUUUAUUUAAAGAGGCUAUACGGCUUGCUCUUAAGCCAAAAGAGGUUCCCUAAAUGGACAGAAAUAUUUCUCAGAAAUGACCUUAUUGGACAGAAAGGGAACACCUACAGUCAGCAUUUCUGUACAGCCUUUUUUAGACAUACUAGGUUUUAUUUUAGCAGAGCCCAAAAAACAUGCAUGCGUUGCCUAACCAAAAUGACUGUGAACAUUUGAAGCAUUGCUCUCAUUGUGAUGACUAAAUGCCUUAUUCCCUUUCCUGCUCUAGGCAACUCUCCAUCUGCCGUGAUCUUUGACAUUUCCAAGGAGGGCAGCGAGUUCUCGGUGGUGGAGCAGGCCAACGUGUGGCUCUUCCUGAAGCUGGCCAAGGGGCAAGGGCGAGGCAAGGGCAAAGUGAACAUCCAGCUUCUGCAGCGCCGCCGGCAGAAGCUGAAAGCUCCAGGCUCUGCCUCCACCUCCACCGAGACCCAGGGCGAGGAGGAGGAGUUGGUGUCGGAGAAGAUGGUGGACACGCGGCGCAGCGGCUGGCACACGCUCCCCGUACCACGCAGCAUCCAGUCCCUGCUGGAUGCCGGUGGCAGCGUCCUGGACCUGCGAGUCUCCUGCCCCCUGUGCACCGAGGCGGGCGCCACACCUGUCUUGGUCCCCGCCGAGGGCAAGCAACCGGGACGGGAGCGGGAACAGUCCCACCGGCCGUUCCUCAUGGUCGUACUGCGGCCUGGCGAGGAGGAACACGCUCACCAUCGUGCCAAACGUGGCCUGGAGUGCGACGGCAAGAUGCACAUGUGCUGCAAGAGGCAGUUCUACGUCAACUUCAAGGACAUCGGCUGGAACGACUGGAUCAUUGCGCCGCCGGGCUACCACGCCAACUACUGCGAGGGUGACUGCCCCAGCCACGUAGCCAGCAUCACGGGUUCCUCGCUGUCCUUCCACUCCACUGUCAUCAACCACUACCGCAUGCGGGGCUACGCGCCCUUCCAGAACAUCAAGUCGUGCUGCGUGCCCACGCGACUACGCGCCAUGUCUAUGCUCUACUACAACGAGGAGCAGAAGAUCAUCAAGAAGGACAUCCAGAACAUGAUCGUGGACGAGUGCGGCUGCUCGUAA
Messenger RNA from Coregonus sp. 'balchen', 7136 nucleotides. The record is from the annotation of a GenBank genome assembly. NCBI's taxonomy places the organism in Eukaryota, Metazoa, Chordata, Actinopteri, Salmoniformes, Salmonidae.